This is a messenger RNA of Aethina tumida (small hive beetle), 2041 nucleotides long. Its product is annotated as CTP synthase. The record is from RefSeq and is a predicted model, not a curated record. The coding region runs from base 64 to 1902 and encodes 612 amino acids. Gene Ontology annotation, molecular function: identical protein binding; CTP synthase activity. Gene Ontology annotation, biological process: pyrimidine nucleobase biosynthetic process; CTP biosynthetic process. Gene Ontology annotation, cellular component: cytoophidium; cytoplasm. NCBI's taxonomy places the organism in Eukaryota, Metazoa, Arthropoda, Insecta, Coleoptera, Nitidulidae. The transcript is spliced from 7 exons.
ACAUGUUUUUUGAGAUGCGAAUCGAGUAAGAGGUAGACAUUUAUUUCCGCGUUUUGUCCAACAAUGUCGAACAUGAAGUAUAUUUUGGUGACUGGCGGCGUUAUCAGCGGCGUCGGUAAAGGAGUUAUAUCCAGUGCUUUCGGAGCUAUAUUAAAAAGUUGCGGCAUCGAAGUAACUUCCAUUAAAAUUGAUCCGUACAUCAAUUUGGAUGCUGGCACGUUUUCUCCCUACGAGCACGGCGAGGUUUACGUGUUGGACGACGGGGGCGAAGUGGAUUUGGACUUGGGCAAUUACGAACGAUUCCUGAACAUCACCCUUCACAGACAGAACAACAUCACAACUGGUAAAAUAUACAAACAAGUCAUUGAUAGGGAGCGACAGGGGGAUUAUCUUGGCAAAACAGUACAAGUUGUACCACAUGUCACAGAUGCCAUACAAGAAUGGGUGGAGAAGGUGGCACACAAACCAGUCUCAGAGACUGGGAAGGUGCCUGAAGUUUGUAUUAUUGAAUUGGGAGGCAUUGUUGGUGACAUUGAAAGCAUGGCAUUUGUUGAGGCAUUCAGGCAAUUUCAAUUCAGGGUGAAGAGAGAGAAUUUCUGUGUGGCACAUGUGUCACUUGUACCACAGCCAAAAACUACUGGUGAGCAUAAAACCAAACCAACACAAUCAUCAGUCAGGGAGCUCAGAGGACUGGGUCUGUCCCCCGAUAUAAUAGUAUGUAGGUCCGAACGUCCAAUUGGAGACAGUGUGAAAGACAAGAUUUCCAACUUUUGCCAUGUAGCCCCUGAGCAAAUCAUCAGUAUACCAGACUUGUCGUCUGUAUACGAAGUCCCGGUAUUCAUGGAAAAUCACGGUAUGUCGUCCUACUUGAACGAGCGUCUCAAACUAGGUUUGGACGUCACAAAAACGGGGAAACGGUACAUGAAAGCGUGGAUAGAUCUGAGUGAACGAAUGAAGCACUUGAAGGGUGAAGUUAUUGUGGCAAUCGUCGGCAAAUACACGAGAUUGGAAGAUUCUUACACGUCAGUCACCAAGGCUUUACAUCAUGCUGGCAUUAAGGCUGGAUUCAAGGUACAAAUCAAAUUUAUUGAAGCUUCCAACUUGGAGGAGACCAUGUUGAACGACGAUCCAGUUUCAUAUCACAAUGCCUGGCAUUCUCUGUGUUUGUGCGACGCUGUAGUUGUGCCGGGAGGUUUCGGCAAGAGAGGCGUCGAAGGUAAAAUGGUGGCGUGCAAGUGGUGCAGAACCAACAACAAACCAUUCCUGGGUAUUUGUUUGGGCUUCCAGACUGCUGUGAUCGAGUUCGCACGAAACGUUCUCAAAUUAAAGGAUGCUAAUUCCUCAGAAGUCGUAGAGGAUAUAGAAAAUCCAGUCAUAAUAGACAUGCCUGAGUACAACACUUCAGAAAAGGGAGGAACCAUGAGGCUUGGCAAGAGACCUACAAUUUUCAGAAACUGCAUAGAAGGCAGCAAAAUCAAACAACUGUAUGGUAACAAAGAUACAAUAUAUGAAAGACAUAGGCACAGAUAUGAAGUAAAUCAAAAGUAUUUAGAACAGUUGGAGAAGAGCGGACUUAAAUUCGUAGGUUCUAGCACAGACGGAGAACGUUUAGAAAUUUUCGAACUGGAAAAACAUCCCUAUUACGUGGGUGUCCAAUAUCAUCCAGAAUAUUUGUCAAGGCCUCUGAAUCCAUCGCCGCCCUUCCUUGGACUUAUCCUUGCCGCCAAAGAUAAGCUGAAGGGUUAUUUGGCGAAGGGUUGCAAAUUUUCGCCCAGAGAGCCUCAAUCUGAAUAUUAUGAUUCAGAAGGGGAUGAGAUGCUUGAUGAACUUACAGUGAAGGUAAAUAAUUUAUCUGCCAAUGACACAGACAGCAGUGCGUACAGCAGUUCAAGCUUAAAUUAGUGAAUAUCCAAGUAUUUCAGAAUUGUGAUUUGACUAAUUCCUGUUUUUAUUUUUAUGAUUUCAAUUAUUUUUAAGAAUUGAAUUUAUUUUCAUAUACAUUUUAAAAUGUAAUAUUGUUUUAAUAAACAAUAAUUAUUAA